Molecule: messenger RNA, 1815 nt
Organism: Giardia duodenalis
Lineage: Eukaryota; Fornicata; Diplomonadida; Hexamitidae
Product: HSP70 subfamily B suppressor 1
Exons: 1
Coding region: 1-1815 (604 amino acids)
Biological process (GO): translation
Molecular function (GO): GTP binding; GTPase activity
Source: RefSeq, a predicted model, not a curated record
AUGCCCCGUUACAUCUCUCACAAUAACUAUAGCGACUAUAGUGAUGAUGGUUAUGACGACUACGACGACUAUGAUUGUGGCAGGCUGAAGAAGAGCGGGGGAGCUGUGGAGGGAAGACCUGCUUGGCAAAGCAAGAAAAGCUCCACCGGCUCUACUCCAUCAAAUACUGGUAGCACUACUUGUUCUACACCAAAAACAACGUUUGAAACUGUUUCGACCCCCACCCCAAUAACACCAUCGACCUCGUUAAGUUCAGUAGCGAACAUUGGUACCAUGAAGGCAACUCCUUCUCAGCAGCACAUCGCUAAAUUCAUAGCAGAUGUUGAGCGUAGUGAAGAAGUCAUCAAGGGAGCAGCAGGGCUCAUUAAAUCAAGGAAUACAAUUAAUGUCCUGGUCGUUGGGCAUGUUGACGCAGGAAAGAGCACCAUAUUUGGACAUCUAGCUGUUCUAUCGGGGUCUGUCUCCAUGCGAGAAAGGACACGUACGCAGGCGCUUGCAGACACUUAUAAUAAAAGUACAUUCUCCUACGCUUUUCUCUUGGAUACUAACGAUGAAGAGCGUCAGCGCGGGGUAACGAUGGAUGUGUGUAAUCAUACCCUCACACUGGCAUUCCCAGAACUCGGUGAUAACUACUCUGUCCCUCACACAGUUUUCCUGCAAGACUGUCCUGGACACCGAGACUUUGUUCCAUCACUUAUUAGAGCCGUCUCUCAACCGGAUGCAGCUGUCUUGGUUUUAGAUGCAUCCCCCAAGGAAUUUGAAAAGGGUUUGUCAGAUGAUGGUCAAACACGUGAGCAUUUGCAAUUGUUAAUGAUUUUUGGUGUUAAGCAUAUCAUGGUUGCAGUGAACAAGUUAGACAGAACAGACUGGAACGAGGGGCGUUUUGUAGAGAUUGUAACUGUAUUAACUAAAGUGCUUCGUAAGGACAUCCAGUUUGGCGGAGAAGUUACCUUUAUUCCUGUAAGUGGUAUAGGCGAAGAUGGCUCUCAUAACUUGACGCCAGGGAAUGCAGGAUGUCUUCCAGAUUGGGUUAGAAAGCAUACGAGUUUAGGCGAGGAGAUUUAUAAGACUCAGUCGAUUCGUUCAACGUCUCAAAUUAAGGGAGAAAAAACAAGUCCUACUAUCAUUCUUUUUGAUGUAACUCCAGAUACGUAUGAGGGGAAAAAGGUCUUUGCUGCAAACUGUGUAGUAGAGUCAGGCAUCCUCCAACUCAGCGAUAGCAUCGUCCAUCUACCGUCUAUGUAUCUGUUUCAAAUAGUAAGCAUCAUGGUAGAUGCUGUGGAGGCAGAUAAAGCAGUUGCCUAUGAUACUGUUACUCUGUAUUUGGCACCAGAUAAGCGUGCUACUAAGCUAUGCAAUAAUUGUGAUAAGCUCGACAGUAGUGUUGUAGUGAAGGAAAUGCCUCAAGGAUCUUGCUUUGUCUUAACGGGGAUCCUUCUUCAACAGGGACCUGUGUCAAAGGGUGUGUGGAUAAACAACAUGAUCCUAGCUACGACUGUCAAGGCCCUUGUUCUGGUCCUUAACACCCCUCGGGGAAUUAGUGUAGGAGAUGUGUAUGAUUGUUAUGUCGGAAGUAGCAGAGUAGAGGCUAGGGUACAUAAAAUAAAUGCUCAAAUAAACCCGUCAACCCAAGAAGUUAUUAGAAAGAACCCGCCUUUGGUAGGAAAGUCUGCAUAUGUUCGAAUGACUCUUAUCUUUAACGUUGCUGUAAUAGUGAAAGAGUUUAGCAAGAGCAAACUUAUGGGAAGAAUGAUUCUCCGCAGCGACAACAGAUCUGUGGGGCUAGGAAAAAUAGAGCGUAUAAGUGAAAAGUAA